AAAGAAGAUGCAGCAGAUAAGUUCAAAAAUAAGGUAAAUCUGGCGGUAUAUAUUGAAGCACAGUGCGGCGACACCUCACGAUUCGUCCACCGGCAGCUGCUACCAACAUGGGAAAAGCUCUCGGUCACAAACAGGAUUUCGUUGAAAAUUGUUCCAUUUGGCAAAGCGACGUGCCAACCGACUGGCGAUGACUACAGCUGUGAAUGUCAACAUGGGCAAUCAGAAUGCGAACUGAAUCAGCUUAUGAACUGCGUGAUUGACAUGGUCCCUGACCCACACAGCCAUGUGCCGACUAUAUCCUGCAUCCAGGGGAAGCGGGAUCUUUUAUCUGCUGGAUCAAAAUGUCUGGGCAAGCUCCGUAUUCCAACCAAAAAGUAA
Messenger RNA from Gongylonema pulchrum, 378 nucleotides. The record is from the annotation of a GenBank genome assembly. NCBI's taxonomy places the organism in Eukaryota, Metazoa, Nematoda, Chromadorea, Rhabditida, Gongylonematidae.